AAAAUAACCGUUACACGUUGAACAGCGUCCGGUGAAAAAGUUUGUUUGAGUGCGUUCUCUUCGGUGUAAUGUCGGGUUGUGCGAUUAUGGUAACGGUAAUGUAACAUCACGAGCAAAACGUUAAACACAAUAAUUAAAUUUCAUAUAUUUAUUUGUUUUAUAAUAUUACAGUCAUUUUGAUAUCUUAGUUAAUUGCAAAAUUAGUAUAUUAAUGUUUUAUCAGUGUUUUUUUUUUGUUUCUAAAAAUACGUAUUUUAUUUGUAAACGACGAUUAUAAUUCUCGAAACCACAUUUUUGAGUAUUUAUGAUAAUUAUUUAUUUAAAACGAGAUUACAAGACAAAUAUUCCAUUUGAAUUUCUCAAGAGAAGAUAUUAAUAAUAUUGUGUUCCUAAAUUAGAAAUAAUGGAUUUCACAGUAUUCAGAGACCAAGAAAAUGUGAAUAAUGUUAUGCGCAAUAAAGAAAAUGCACCAAGAGAACAACACCUGAAAAGAUCAGUUUUAGGGGUGCUUAAUUCUAGACAACAAAAUAAUUUCAAUAAACAAGUACCAAAAUCUAAGCCCCAGGGAUCAAGUAAGUUUUGUUUUUCAACUAAAGCAACUGUGCCUUUUUCUAUACAUGAAGAUGAACCGACAGAAACAAAAGAAAAUAUUGAGAAAAUUCAGGAAAAAAAAUCUACAUUUGAUAGACCAUUUCAGAUUAAAAAUGAAUGUAAAGUUACUGAAGUUCAGAUCAAUACACAUAGAUUAGAAUUAAGAGAAAGAAAACCACUCUCUGAUGUUGGCCAAACCAUACUUCCAGUUAAUGAAAUUGUUGAAAGUGCUGAUAAUAGUAUAAAACUAAUCGAUGAAUCUGCAGAUUCAAGUUGUGUGUAUUCUCCUAUGUCUGUUGAACAUGAUAAGUCUCUACAAAGUGUUUGUAAUUCUUUGACAGCAUAUCGAUUACGCUGUGAUGUAGAUACCUAUACAACUGAAUUAUACUCAUAUCUUAGGGAUGUAGAGAAAUUGCAUCGCCCAAAGCCUGGUUACAUGAGGAGGCAACCUGAUGUUACUUACAGUAUGAGAGCUAUUUUGAUUGAUUGGCUUGUAGAAGUUGCACAGGAAUACAAAUUACAAAAUGAAACAUUGUACUUGGCUGUUUCAUUUAUCGACCGUUUUCUAAGUUUAAUGUCAGUAGUAAGAGCUAAAUUACAAUUACUAGGCACAGCAGCAAUGUUUGUUGCAUCAAAAUAUGAAGAAAUUUAUCCCCCUGAUGUUAGUGAAUUUGUGUAUAUUACUGAUGAUACUUAUACCAAAAAACAAGUAUUAAAAAUGGAACAGCUCAUUUUGAAAGUUUUAGGAUUUGAUGUCUCAAAUCCUACUAUCAUCAUUUUUGUUACUCAUAUUUGUGUUCACUGUAAUGUUUCCUUGAAGAUCAUGUACCUUGCAAUGUAUUUGAGUGAAUUGAGUUUAUUAGAGGCAGAUCCCUUUUUGUUGUAUACUCCGUCAAUGAUUGGUAGUGGAGCUGUUGCAUUAUCUAGAUUGAUUUUAGAUUAUGAAGAUAUUUGGACAGAAGAAAUGUCUCAAUUAACUAAUUAUUCCUUAAAUGAUUUGAUACCUGUUCUUAAACACUUAAAUCAAACUUAUAAGAAUGCUCCACAUUUACAACAAACUGCUAUUCGGCUAAAGUACAAGUCUACAAGAUAUCAUUGUGUUUCUGAAAUUGAAUAUAAAGAAUUAAGUUUACCCGAAGAAAAUUCUCAGAAAGAAAUGGCAGAAAGACUUAAAAUGGUUGGUGUAAAAGAUGCAUUAUAAUUCUGUCGUUAUUUAUUUGUUUUUUUUUUUUAUUAUUUUUAUUUUUUGUAGUGAACGAUACAUUUUUUUGACACUUUUUAAAAUUAUAUAUUUUUAAGUUUAAAAGAACAAAGUUACGUUCAAAACGAACCAUAAAAACUGGAGAUUGUUUUUAUUUCGUAUCUUAAAAUCAUGUGUAAAUAUAAAAAAUUUUUUACAUUCUUUUAUCAUUAUAAUUAUUUUUUUACUUAUUUUUAUACAUUUUUUUUUAAUUUUAAAAAUUAAAUUUUAUGAUUCCGAGUUAAAAAAAUAUAUAUAUGUGUGUAUGCAUUUACAAAGAAAAUCAAUAAAAAAAAAACAAUUUCAAUCAAUAAUAAAGAUAUUCACCACAAUAAUCGCAUUUUUGAGGAUACAUUAUUUUUAUUUACAAUGAAAAAAAAGUUUAUUUACCUUUUCUAUAAUAACUUAUACUUGGCUUUAAGUAUGGGUUUUAAAGAUUUGUAGAUUUAUAAUUAUAAUUAUAUAUAUAUAUAUAUAUAUGUAUACAUAUGUUUUUAAAUAAUAAACAAUUUUUAUCGUUAACCUUUCUUGUUAUGCAAUUUUAUCAUAAAAUUAGUACAAAUUACUAAAUGAAACUAUCUGCAUACAAAAUAUGAAAUGCAAAUAAAAUAUUUCUACUAAGAUAUUGUGUCUAUGUGUUAUGUGUUCUUAUUGUAUAGUUAAUUUUUUUUUUCGAAUUUAGUUUUAUUUUUAAUUAAUUAAUAAAAAGUUACAUGAUUUUAUAACAAACAAUAAUUAUUUUUUUAUUUUUGUGUUAAAAGUACAUUGACAAAAAAACUCAUAACAAUAUUUUGUCACUGAGCUACUCUUGAUAAAAAAAAUUUAUUGGAGUUAUAAAAUGAUGGAUUUUUCAAUCUUUGUUAUUUUUGUAUCAAUUUGUAUUUUUGUUUUUAUAAAGUUAAUUAACAAACUAUGUUGAAUAAGUAUUUUUCAAAAUUUUUUUGCAAUAACAUGUACAAUUAUGAACUGUUUUUAUUUCAAUUUUUUUAUUAUUGAUAAAUAAAAUUAUUUCCAAAUACGUUUAA
This is a messenger RNA of Daktulosphaira vitifoliae (grape phylloxera), 2856 nucleotides long. Its product is annotated as cyclin-A2. Gene Ontology annotation, molecular function: cyclin-dependent protein serine/threonine kinase regulator activity. The transcript is spliced from 7 exons. The record is from RefSeq and is a predicted model, not a curated record. NCBI's taxonomy places the organism in Eukaryota, Metazoa, Arthropoda, Insecta, Hemiptera, Phylloxeridae. Bases 404 to 1792 code for a protein of 462 amino acids. Gene Ontology annotation, biological process: mitotic cell cycle phase transition; regulation of cyclin-dependent protein serine/threonine kinase activity. Gene Ontology annotation, cellular component: nucleus; cyclin A2-CDK2 complex; cytoplasm.